AUGGGUCUGAAAGCAGCUGAGAUAGGUUUCAGCAUCUUGGUGUUGUUCCAAUACAGCUAUGCUUACAAGCUCGUCUGCUACUAUACCAGUUGGUCCCAGUACCGGGAUGGAGAUGCCAAAUGUUUACCAGAUAAUAUUGAUGCCAACCUGUGUACCCAUGUCAUCUAUAGCUUUGCCAACAUAAGCAAUAAUGAGAUUGAUAUCUGGGAAUGGAAUGAUGUGACACUCUAUGAAACUUUGAAUGAGCUCAAACAAAGGAACACCAAACUGAAGACACUCUUGUCUGUGGGUGGUUGGAAAAUGGGCACCAAGAGGUUCUCUGACAUGGCAUCCCAAAGUGAGAGCCGACAGACUUUCAUCAACUCAGUCACAGAAUUCCUGAGAACACACGACUUUGAUGGACUGGACCUAGCCUGGCUCUACCCAGGACGGAGAGACAGAGAAAAUUAUUCCUUAUUGCUUCAGGAAAUGGCUGAUGAAUUCUCCAAAGAAGCCCAGAGGACCGGGAAGGAGAGACUUCUGCUCAGCGCAGCACUGCCUGCCGGGAGAGUGGUAAUAGAUGCAGGUUAUAACAUCCCCCAAAUCUCCGAGUACUUAGACUUUAUCAACUUCAUGACUUAUAACUUCAUUGGACCCUGGCAAAAGACCACUGGACACCAUAGCCCCCUCUACAAGGGAAGGAAGGAUAAUAACUACAGCAAUGUUAGAUAUGCUGUGAAUUAUAUGCUAUUGAAGAAGGUCCCAGCCAACAAACUGGUCAUGGGUAUCCCAACCUUUGGGAAUAGUUUCACAUUAGCCUCCUCAGACACUGAAGUUGGAGCAGCAAUCCUGGGUCCUGGAACUGCAGGACUUUACACCAAGGAGCCAGGGACCCUGGCCUAUUAUGAAGUCUGUGAAUUCCUCCCUGGGGCCACUGUCAAGAGGAUUGUGGAACAAAGGGUCCCCUAUGCCACAAAAGGCAACCAAUGGGUGGGGUAUGAGGAUCAGGAAAGUGUCAGAACCAAGGUACAGUUCUUGAAGUCCAGGCAGCUGGCAGGAGCCAUGGUGUGGGCCCUUGACUUGGAUGACUUCCAGGGUACUUUCUGCAAUCAGAAACCCUACCCCCUGACAGGGGCCAUCAAAGAAGCCCUCUUUUCUACUUAG
Molecule: messenger RNA, 1143 nt
Organism: Gracilinanus agilis (Agile Gracile Mouse Opossum)
Lineage: Eukaryota; Metazoa; Chordata; Mammalia; Didelphimorphia; Didelphidae
Gene: CHI3L1
Product: chitinase 3 like 1
Exons: 10
Coding region: 1-1143 (380 amino acids)
Biological process (GO): chitin catabolic process; carbohydrate metabolic process
Cellular component (GO): extracellular region
Molecular function (GO): chitin binding
Source: RefSeq, a predicted model, not a curated record